Oncorhynchus kisutch (coho salmon) is the source of this 1309-nucleotide messenger RNA. RefSeq names its product golgin subfamily A member 7B-like. The record is from RefSeq and is a predicted model, not a curated record. Lineage: Eukaryota; Metazoa; Chordata; Actinopteri; Salmoniformes; Salmonidae. Bases 79 to 558 code for a protein of 159 amino acids. Gene Ontology annotation, biological process: protein targeting to membrane; peptidyl-L-cysteine S-palmitoylation. Gene Ontology annotation, cellular component: palmitoyltransferase complex. The transcript is spliced from 5 exons.
CCCGCGAAGCACGAGCCGCGCAGUCCCAAGAGCAGAAGAUUUCAGCACGGGACAGAUCCUGCACCGUCUCAUGGCAACAUGUCGACUGAGUUCCAUAACCUACAGGAGUUGAGACACAGUGUGUCUGUAGCCACCAAGGUGUUCAUCCAGAGAGACUACAGCCAAGGGACUACCUGUCGCUUCCAGACUAAGUUCCCCUCUGAGCUGGACAGCAGGAUUGAGCGGACCCUGUUGGAAGACACAGUGAAGACGUUGAACAGCUACUAUGCAGAGGCAGAGAAGAUGGGAGGCCAGUCCUACAUGGAGGGAUGUCUGGCGUGCGCUACAGCCUACCUCAUCUUCCUCUGUAUGGAGACACGUUAUGAGAAGAUGUUGAAGAAGAUCUCAGGGUACAUCCAGGAGCAGAAUGAGAAGAUCUACGCCCCCAGAGGUCUAUUACUGACAGACCCUAUAGAGAGAGGCAUGAGAGUCAUCGAGGUGAGUGUGUUUGAGGACCGCGGCUCGAGCGGCUCUAGCCACAGCAGCAGUGUGUCAUCUGGUGGCAUCAGCCAGCGGUGACUGGAGGAUCAGCACCAGGGAUAUGGGUACCACCACAGAAGCGGCAGAUCUUUCAUCAACAUCCGCAUGCUGAAACAAGAGAGCACCCGCUUCUGAUUAUAGAUGUAUAUCAAUGUAAUCAAUAUACUAUCUCUAGUUUAGAGUAUAGAUGCAUAUCUAAUCAAUAUACUGUCUCUAGUUCUGAGUAUAGAUGCAUAUGUCAUACAGGAAGUAAACAUUGAUUGUAUAUACUAUCUGUAGAUGUGUGCCAGUGAGACUAAAGAGAGAGGCCAGGAUGAGGCUACUGAAGAACAGGAGCAGACAUGGAAACACACAUCUUUGAGUAUCUGAUGGUUAGACUCAUGUUUCUGGCAGACUACUCAUUCAGCCGACUGUCAUUCUGCUGUGUCACCAUUCCCUGUGUUUCCAUGACUUCAAUUGGAACUAUUAUGCCAUAGCCAAUACAGAUGUAGGAUCUUAAUUUGAUCAACCUGUUCCAGGAGAACUUUCCUGCUAAGCAGGAAAUGUAAAAUGUGUAGUGUAUUUGAGGUUUAAAAAGGCUUCUGAAGUCUGUAAUUUCCAAAAUGUUAACGUGUCAAUUUCCACUUAAAAAAUGGAUCAACCCCUACAAAUAUGUGAAUUAAUUAUAAUCCACAAAGUAAUUCACAUUUCCUGUUGCUGCAGGAUUAUUUUCCUGAUGUAGCAAACUGGAUCAAAUUGAAUAUUUUGAAGUAGUAGUAUUUGAUUUAUUUUAUUUCACCUUUAUUUAACC